UAUUCAGAUCUGAAUACAGGCAACACGGAACUGAAAUUUAUUUUAAAUCACACAAAAAUAAAAUGCCAGCAAAGAGCGCACAGAAUAUCAAAACAAAAGGCAAGAUCGCGCCAGGGCCGGCGGGAAACAAUGCGAUGGGGCGCCAGACAAAGCCAGUGGCUUCCAAAUUGAGUUGGUCAGAGUGGCCGUUGCCACCGCCGCCCCUCCCCAAGCACAACGGGGGGAGGCCCAUACGCCACAAGAUCACCGAAGGCUCUGAUGGACAUUCAGUCGGCAGCAAGGAUCUCGGCCAGAUCCUUCCCGUGCGUCAGAAGCCCCUGGGCGCGUACAUGGGUCUGGCCAGUGCGCGUCCUAUGCCAGGUGGCGACGGUGCUAUCAGCUAUGCGGCGGUCGUCGCCAAUGUCAUUGAGCCCAAACAAUUUCAGAAUAUGAAUAUUGUCAUACCGCCACGUGUUAAGAAGCAGCAAAAAUCACACAAGGCCGCCAAUAGGAGGUCAACGGUCGAUCCAAAGUUCACGAUAUUCGACGUAGAGGAGCCCAAGCCGCAUCUUGUCAUUUUAUAUGCAAAGGACAAAACCAUUGAUGAAGAGGUCCACAAAAUGUCAAAGAUUUUGAAGAAACAUCAGAAAUUGCCACAGAAGCCCCUUAAUCCCCAAGAUGAGUUCCAGGAGCCAAAGAAUGCCACUCAGAAUGAGCUGCAGGAGCCACAGAAUGACGCUCCGAAUGAGCUCCAAGAUGUCCGAACUAAAUCUUCGUCGACAGAAACAAACUUAAAUGAGAAGAAUCUGCAAUUCCUAGGCGUUUCCAUAGAAAGUACUGAGUCUGAAGCUACAUUGGAAUCCAAUCCAGCUCCAAAUAUAAAGACGAAUACUCCAGAGUUCUCCGAUAGCGAAAGUUAUCUCAGAUAUCACCUUCGUAAACUGCAACAGAUUUUAGCCACUCAGUGCUCGGAUUCUUUCUGGAUUAAACGGCCGCGGUCCCAAAAGCCAUCUAAAUGUGAGCGCUAUAAUUACCAGCUAGACGAAAAAAAAUUAUAACGGCCGGAACUAAACGCAGCCGCCUUUUUGGAAAAGACUAAGGCCAAGCAACGUAUGUGGUUGAAUGGUGAUGUUGUGAUAUGCUAAACAAAGCCAGAGAAGACUAAAACACAUCUUUUAAUAUGUUCAAAGUUGACACUUUUCAAAUUUUCAAAUUAACGGCCACGAGUAAAACUGUAUUUAGCAUUAAUUCGGUAUAUUUUCGAUAGAUAUCGUAUUUAAAGUGUCAUUAAAAUUUCAUUGCUUAUCGAUAGUUAAA
Messenger RNA from Drosophila persimilis, 1296 nucleotides. RefSeq lists its product as uncharacterized. The transcript has 2 exons. The record is from RefSeq and is a predicted model, not a curated record. Lineage: Eukaryota; Metazoa; Arthropoda; Insecta; Diptera; Drosophilidae.